AUGGCUCCAGAAGCAAAACGCCCGCGGCAGGGCGACGGCGGCCGUGGCGAGCCAUCUAAGAGACCUGCUCGCUCGGCCACAUCUUCUGCCCCGGCCGGCCCACGCACCGCCUACACGCCCAUGUUUGAGCGUUUCCGCGACCACAUGGACGCUCAGCAGGAUCGUCGUGAACGUGUCGUCAAGGCAUCGCGGGACAUUACGGCCCUGAGCAAGAAGAUGGUUCGUCGCAUCCAUCCGGACCUGCCGGCAGAUGUCGACAGGGAGGUGCAGUCGCGCCUCGCCGAGAUCAGCCGCCUGCUCGCCUCGAUCGCCCCCGAGUUGCAGGGCAUCCACCGUGGUCGCUACGGCCGCGUGCUCUUCGGCAUGGAAGAGCUGAUCGAGGCCCUCACAUUUGCCUACUAUCUGCGCACCCAGUCGCUCCUCAGCCUGGAGGACGCACAGGCGCAGGUCGCUCAGCUGUGCCGCCACGGCCACGCCGCAGAGGCUGCUAAGGCUGCGGCGCCCGUGCAGCCCAACGCCCACAUCCCCGUCAUCGGCCCCGACGGCAACGACUACAUCAUGGGUGUGUUCGACCUGUCUGGUGAGAUGAUGCGCUUUGCCACCACCACCGCCGCCCUCCGCGGAGAGCUGGCCAGCGACGGCAGCCAGAGUGGCCGCACUAUCGUCGGCGACAUGCAGGAGCUGGGCAGCUUCUUUGAAAUGCUCCCCCAGCGCCACGACAAGUCGUGGAAGACAAAGAUGCAGGUCAUGCAGACCUCCGUCCAAAAGGUCGAGCGCCUCGGCUACGAUCUCCGCGUCCGCGGCAGCGAAAGACCCAAGGGCUGGGUACCCGAUGCCACCGAAAUCGAGCCCCAGUCGCCGGUCUAA
This is a messenger RNA of Grosmannia clavigera kw1407, 867 nucleotides long. RefSeq names its product translin-associated factor. The transcript is spliced from 2 exons. The coding region runs from base 1 to 867 and encodes 288 amino acids. Gene Ontology annotation, cellular component: cytoplasm; nucleus. Gene Ontology annotation, molecular function: RNA endonuclease activity; sequence-specific DNA binding; RNA binding. Lineage: Eukaryota; Fungi; Ascomycota; Sordariomycetes; Ophiostomatales; Ophiostomataceae. The record is from RefSeq and is a predicted model, not a curated record.